CUGUUACACGCCACAGAACCACUGCAAGAUUACCUGGCAAAUGCUGGGUGCCUCAGGCCAUUAAAAUGCAUUGAAGACAGAGACCUACUUGUUCAAGACAUCCUCAUGUUUCAGGUGGUCCACAGAGUCUGCGGGGCACUUGAAAGAUUUGUGGAGGGGCUGAAUACCCUUGGUGUUCUGAAUGCAAUCCGAAUGCAUCCUGGCAGUUUUAGGCCCUUAAUGUGCCAUGAACCAUCUGCACUCACUGCUGACAUAAUGGAUCACCUUUUCCACAACCGCCUGUCUGAAGUGGGAAGCAACAAGAGAAGAGCAGAGGAACGUGUGGUACCAUUUUGGAGGGACUACCUGCAGGAUGUUGAAGAGCAAGAAGGACCAUCAAAGCUAGGUAAAAUCCUAGCCUUUGCCACAGGUGCAAGUGUCAUCCCUCCAGUUGGCUUCUCCCCACAGCCAUCAAUCGAUUUCCUGCAUGAUCAUUCCUCCAGCCCGAGACGCUGUUUGCCUAUGGCCAACACCUGCAUUAACUGCCUUAAGCUACCGCUUUUUGACAAAUAUGGGGAUUUCAGGGAGAGAAUGGACUUUGCAGUUGGUAACACACAGGGUUUUGGUAGGGAAUAACAGAACAUCAUGAGUGGUUAGUUCCAAGUACCCUCUUGAGGAUGUUUGGAAUAGACAGGUUAAGAAUACACAGUGAAAAUAUAUGUUUGUUUUUUUACCAGA
This is a messenger RNA of Sander lucioperca (pikeperch), 717 nucleotides long. Its product is annotated as G2/M phase-specific E3 ubiquitin-protein ligase-like. The record is from RefSeq and is a predicted model, not a curated record. Gene Ontology annotation, molecular function: ubiquitin-protein transferase activity. The coding region runs from base 106 to 615 and encodes 169 amino acids. Lineage: Eukaryota; Metazoa; Chordata; Actinopteri; Perciformes; Percidae. The transcript has 3 exons. Gene Ontology annotation, cellular component: nucleus.